This is a messenger RNA of Amorphotheca resinae ATCC 22711, 1275 nucleotides long. RefSeq lists its product as hypothetical. Gene Ontology annotation, molecular function: transmembrane transporter activity. NCBI's taxonomy places the organism in Eukaryota, Fungi, Ascomycota, Leotiomycetes, Helotiales, Amorphothecaceae. The transcript has a single exon. The record is from RefSeq and is a predicted model, not a curated record. Gene Ontology annotation, biological process: transmembrane transport. Gene Ontology annotation, cellular component: fungal-type vacuole membrane. Bases 1 to 1275 code for a protein of 424 amino acids.
AUGGCGGAUUCUGCGGAAGCUGCGGAAGCUGCCUCCUCUCUCACGCUCAACUCAGAAGAGGAAGUGCAGUAUCCCGAAGGUGGACUCCAAGCAUGGCUUGUUGUAUUCGGCGGAUGGUGUGGAUUUUUCAGUUCUCUGGGAAUAACCAACACACUGGCGUCUUUCCAAACCUAUAUCUCAGAGAACCAGUUAGCUAGUUAUUCGACAGACCAGGUCGGCUGGAUCUUCUCUCUUUAUGCCUUCUUAACGUUCGGCUGCGGCAUCUAUAUAGGCCCUAUAUUUGACGUCUAUGGCCCUCGAUUGCUUGUUCUGCUGGGCAGCGUAUGCAUCAUCGUCUCUAUCUUUGUCCUUGGCGUGUGCACCCAAUACUGGCACUUCAUCCUUGACUUCAGCAUACUCGGCGGAUUUGGCACCUCCCUCCUCUUCACGCCCUCCAUUGCCGCCGUCGGGCACUGGUUCCACCGGCGCCGUGGAAAUGCAACUGGGAUUGCAGCUGCGGGCGGUGCCUUCGGCGGCAUCGUCUUCCCCCUGCUCCUCCAAUCCCUCAUCCCUAAGAUCGGCUUCGGCUGGGCUACGCGCAUAAUGGGUUUUAUUAUUCUCUUCCUCUGCGCCCUCGCCAACCUAUUCAUCCGCUCGCGCCUCCCCGUAUCCUCAAACCGCCGUUCCCCACAUCCUGAUUUCCGCAUUCUGGCCCAGCCCGCAUUCGCAUGGACCGUCGUUGGCGUCUUCCUCCUCGAAUGGGCGCUCUUCAUCCCCCUAACCUACAUCACCUCCUACGCCAUCUCCAAGCACUACUCCCAGGCCUUCUCCUACCAGGUCCUCCCGAUCCUCAACGCCGGGUCAGUCUUCGGCCGCUGGCUCCCCGGCUUCUACUCCGACAUCAUCGGACGCUACAACACCACGCUGCUCUUCACCAUCCUUACCAUUUUCUCCAUCUUCGUCAUCUGGCUCCCGUUCGGCGCCCACACUGCCGGCCUUGUCGUCUUCUGCCUCCUUUUCGGCUUUGCCUCGGGGAGCAACAUCAGUCUCACGCCGGUCUGCAUCGGACAGUUGUGCGAGACGCGCGACUACGGCCGCUAUUACGCCACCUGCUACACGAUCGUGUCUCUGGGCUGCCUAACAGGCGUCCCGAUCGCGGGGGCGAUUCUGGAGCGGUGCGGCGGCAGCUACUGGGGCUUAAUUGUGUGGACGGGAGCCUGCUAUGUGGGGGCGUUGGUGGCGCUGUAUGUGGCCCGCGGCUUGGCUGGUGGGUGGAAGCUGUGGCUUUGGUAUUAG